This is a messenger RNA of Lotus japonicus, 1104 nucleotides long. RefSeq lists its product as uncharacterized. The record is from RefSeq and is a predicted model, not a curated record. The coding region runs from base 1 to 1104 and encodes 367 amino acids. The transcript is spliced from 3 exons. NCBI's taxonomy places the organism in Eukaryota, Viridiplantae, Streptophyta, Magnoliopsida, Fabales, Fabaceae.
AUGGAUUUCUUUUUUACAAAAUCAAAUCCUGGAGCCAAUGUGACUGUGACCAAAGAUGAGUUCCUUUUAUUCCAUGACAUCGAUCGCUUGCUCUUCUCACGCCUGGUGGUAGAACUUGAUCGUGAAACUAGCCAAUCCAUGCAUGUUAUGGCCUUCAUCUUGUGGGUUGAAAAGAAGAUCAAAAAUCUCAAAAUUGUGCAAAGCCUGCUCAACUGGCCCCGCACUUCUCUUAGUAACCUCGCAGAUGAGGUCAAUGUGGCGUUGAGUUUCAUUGAGGGUGCUGAUUUUCCUUCUUUUACUAUCCAUGAAAAUCCUUUUCCUCUAAUCCAAAGUAUCAUGGGUAAAGAAAUCACUCUCCAAUACUUCCAUUGUAACCGCAUGGAAAUCAUCAUUGCAGUGACCAAGAUACUGAAUGAUGUCUGUGUAAACGCUUUCGCUGACAUAGUGCAACAAGUUCACAAUGAGAAAGCUUUGAAGCAACAAAUUUAUCCUGCAGCAAAUUAUUAUGGGUACCUACCCUAUAAUUCAUAUCACAUGCAACAGGAUCUAUAUUAUACUCUUGCUCAUGGGGUUGCAUUUGUGCCACAACAAAUUGCAGUAGUUGUGCCUCAUUGGAAUGAAUUAGGACAUUUUGAAUCUCAACAUGAUGAAAGUCAACUUGGAACAUAUGAUGCUUCAAGAAACCUAAAGUUUAAUGAAGACAUCACUCUUGAUUUAGUCAACUUAGACUUUACUGAGGUAUAUGAUGAUGCUACAAAAGUUAAUAUUGCGAGUGACAAGGGUAAGGGAAAAGAGGUGACUAAAGAAGAAAGGACGAUCUUUAUGACAUUCUCCAAAGGAUAUCCUAUUUUUGAGGCUGAUUUGCGACAGUACUUCACAAGCAAAUAUGGAGAAGUGGUAGAGUCAGUUCUUAUGGAAGAUGUGGUGCCACCCGCACAACCAUCAUUUGCUCGCCUGGUGAUUCUCCCUGAGGCCAAGGAAGUAAUUGACAACUUCCUUACUCCUGCAGGUAGACUUGGAUUCACCAUAAAUGGGAAACAUGUGUGGGCACGGAAAUAUGUGCGCUGGUCAAAUGUAGAAGCAGUGGCAUCUUCUUCUUCAUAA